Messenger RNA from Oldenlandia corymbosa var. corymbosa, 3200 nucleotides. NCBI's taxonomy places the organism in Eukaryota, Viridiplantae, Streptophyta, Magnoliopsida, Gentianales, Rubiaceae. The record is from the annotation of a GenBank genome assembly.
GUCUAGUUAUCAUCGAAUGAAAAUAAUGUCAAAAGAAAACAAAAUGUAAAAUGGUAAAAGAAAAAGCCCCAUUCGGCAGUCACUCUGUCGACAGUUAGCAUUCUCACUGGCACUGAUGAAACCAGGGGUCAAUUCUCAAUUUCUGAUUCUUAAACUUUCAUAAUUCCUCCACCAUUAACAGACCUCCAAAACACACACACACACACACACACACGAAAUAACAAUUUAAACAAAUUCAAAAUACGCAAUGCCCCUCACUUUUCAUCAUACCAAAAAAGUAGUAUUAGCACUACUCCCACCUUCUUCUUUUUCUUUCUUUCCCCCCCAACUAAACCCUAUCCAUUACUUCUCUGAUUGAAUUUCCUCUCUUUCUCUUUCUUUCCACACUUUACUUUAAUCAAACCUCAUCAUUCCUUGCUUGCUUUUUUGAAUAUCUUUUUUUUUUUUUUUUAAUUUUUCUGUGAUGAGAGGAUCAAAGGUGUAUUUGAAGACGAAAGAGACGGUGAAUUCGAUGAAACUUUGGAGCUGACGUCUGAGGAGAGGAGUGAAGAUAUUUUGUGUUGGACAAAAAAAAAAAUGGUGGUGAGGAAAGUUGGCAAGUAUGAAGUUGGGAGGACGAUUGGGGAAGGAACAUUUGCUAAGGUUAAGUUUGCUCAGAAUACGGAGACCGGCGAGAGUGUUGCCAUGAAAAUACUCGAUCGCAGCACUAUUAUUAAGCACAAGAUGGUCGACCAGAUCAAAAGGGAGAUAUCUAUUAUGAAGCUAGUCAGACAUCCACAUGUUGUUCGUCUACAUGAGGUUAUAGCAAGUCGUACAAAGAUCUAUAUCAUCUUGGAGUUUAUUACAGGUGGUGAAUUGUUUGAUAAAAUAGUACAUAACGGAAGGCUUAGUGAAGCCGAAGCUCGUAGAUACUUCCAGCAGCUCAUAGAUGGGGUAGACUACUGCCACAGCAAAGGGGUCUAUCAUAGGGAUUUAAAGCCUGAAAAUCUUUUACUGGAUUCACAAGGGAAUUUAAAGAUCUCAGAUUUCGGACUUAGUGCAUUACCAGGAGAAGGCGUGAACCUUCUGAAGACCACUUGUGGAACUCCUAACUAUGUAGCCCCAGAGGUUCUGAGUCACAAGGGUUAUGAUGGUGCUCUGGCAGAUAUCUGGUCUUGUGGUGUCAUCCUCUAUGUUCUAAUGGCUGGUUAUCUCCCAUUUGACGAGGUUGAUCUUACUACACUAUAUGGCAAGAUUGAAACGGCAGAUUUUUCAUGUCCAAGUUGGUUCCCAAUUGGAGCAAAAUCCUUGAUUUCUCGCAUUUUGGAUCCUAAUCCUUCCACUCGCAUCCGAAUUGAAGAUAUUAGAAAUGACGACUGGUUUAAGAGAGGUUAUGAUCCUGUCAAACUUACUGAAAGCGAAGAUGUUAAUUUGGAUGAUGUGAAUGCUGUUUUUGAUGAUCCAGAGGAUGAAGAGGCUAAUAAUGAUCCAUCUGGAAACGAGGAUGCAGGGCCUUUGGUGCUCAGUGCUUUUGAUCUAAUUGUUCUUUCCCAAGGAUUAAACCUUUCAGCAUUGUUUGACCGUAAGCAGGAUUCAGUGAAUCCUCAGACACGUUUUGUAUCGCAGAAACCAGCAAAAGUUAUUUUAUCUAGUAUGGAAGUUGUUGCUCAAUCAAUGGGUUAUAAGACCCAUAUCCGAAAUUAUAAGAUGAGGAUAGAAGGUCUUACUGCAAAUAAAGCGUCACAUUUCUCUGUAUUUUUGGAGGUUUUUCAAGUCGCUCCAACAUUUAUUAUGGUAGACCUUCAGAAAGCAACUGGAGAAACUAGUGAAUAUCUUAAGUUUUACAAAAACUUCUGUAACAAUCUCGAUGAUAUCAUUUGGAGACCGCCGGGCGAAUCAUUCAGAUCAAGGUUUUCCAAGACGAAGAGUAAAAAGCGUUAGUUUUCUUGUCUUGCAACAACCUUAUGCCACCAUGAUUCAGGGAUUGAUAGUUGAGAUGCGAUAUAUUGUGAAUAUAUGAGCUUUAUCUUUAGUCUUCCUUACUAGAGUUGGCAGCCUAACGUGAUAGGGAGCCUUGGGAGAAAGUUGCUUCUGGGGCUGUAUUGUUCUGUUUGUUUGUCUGUUGUUAAUUUUCCUUGGCAGAAAUGCAAUAUGAUGUGUCCUUUUUUCACGAAUUAUCCCUUGUCUUAUAUGUUGGGAUCCGUAAAAGGAUAAAAAUGAUUACUCUAAAACUCGAUCGAAUAUUGAAAUCUUGUUGCUAAUGAAUUCUGUGACUUUUUAACAUCGUCAUGACGUGUACAGGGAAGAAGAAAAUCCAAAAAACGACCUAAGAGAAGACUUAUCAUUGAAGCUCACCAACCUACAACUAGAAGCCCAUAAAAAGAUUUGAAUGAUUGGGUAACAACAAAACAAAUUCUUUCUGUGGCAUAGGUGAUAGGUGUUACAACUUAGGACUACCACGUUGAGGAAUCCAGGACCCAUUAAUUGAACACUUUCAAAAUGGAAGACUUAAGCACAAAGAAAGAAAAGAAAAACACGCAAGUCAUAUGCUAAGUCAAAAAACCAUGACAUUUGUAGGGUAUAUGAAUGAAUCCGCUUAUUUAAAUUUACGUGGACUCGAGCAUGAAUGACACAAAUUGGAAAUAUUGGGACUUACGAAAUAAUUGAAAAGAUAUUCUGGAGAUGUGUAAACAAAAUAAAAGUUAACUUUUUCUUUGACAAAAUAUAGUGAAUAAUCUUACUAUUCGGUACAUAUCACACCAGUAAGACACUAAUUCUACUGGAGAGGUAAAUCGGAGUUAAUUUUAAAUUUAUUCUAUGAAAAUGAGGAAUCAAGACUAAUUAAAAUGAGGAUGCAAGCUUCUCCAUCGGAUGCUAUGCCUCGGUUAGAACAUGACUUAAUCAGAGUAUCUUAUCCCUAAGAUGUAUCAGUUUCAACUUAGGUGUUAUCGCUUCUUUCUUUGUAACAUAAAAAUUAUAAGAUAUGUAGUGUGCAGAAUGUCAAUGAAGGCGUUACCUUUUUGGGUCGGUGUGAUCCCUCACCUUGUCGUCCACUUUGACAUAUUCUCCUCACUCAGAAAUUCCAUGGCAACAUGAUUCUAAUGGCACCCAGUUUGACGUAAGAGAAUUUGCCUUAUAUUCUCAGUUUCUCACCGAGUUAGCGCCUCAGUAAACGAACUUUGUUAGUAGUAUUUUGUUUUACGAGGAAAGAGACAAAAUUC